Messenger RNA from Prorocentrum cordatum, 1335 nucleotides. NCBI's taxonomy places the organism in Eukaryota, Dinophyceae, Prorocentrales, Prorocentraceae. The record is from the annotation of a GenBank genome assembly.
CUCGUGCGCGGAGGCUUCGAGAGCGGAAGUGCCCUCUCCGGCUGGGGCCCCCGCCUGCACGUGGCGGCCCUCCCGCCCCGCUGCAGUGCCCGCGCCGCUCGCGCCGCCGCGGCCCGUCUGCCCAGCGCCGCCGCGGGCGUCGCUGCUGCUGGGCCGGUGCGCCGUGCGCGCGGCGGGCUGCAUCGCGUCCUCCGUGCCGCGGUGGCGGACUUCCGUGCGCGUCCCCGCGUGUCCCUGCAUCCACUGUGCGCGAUCCUCGGCCCGGUGUUGGUGCUGGUGCUUGCCCAGCCCUCGUUGGUGUUCCGCGGAUCUAUCGGACGUCCGGCCGCGUGUACCACCUGGGGCCCCUCCCGCUCCGCGGCAGCCGCUGCCCCGCCGCGCCGCCCGUCGAGAGCCCCCAUCGCAGCCCCGCGUGGGAGCCGGUCGGCGACUGCAGUGCGGAGCUGGCAGAUGGGAAAGGAUCUGCUCGCGAACCCGAUCGAUGCUUCCGAGAUGUUCGACAGAUGGGUGGAGGAGCUUUGCCCUGAAGUCUGUGCACACUUUCGGAGGUUUCCUUACUUCCGGUCGUUCGGAAGAAUCGGAAGAAGGCAUCCGUUGACUGGCUUCACGACUCGGUACGCUGCGUACACCGUCUGCUUGUUCAAGAUGUUUGCUCACAUGGCUGCCACUGCAAGCGCCCAGCUUUACUUGUAUUCUCGAUCUGUUUCGGGCGCCAUUUUGAACGGGGGACCCACCCCUUGGGACGAUUAUGUAGAUGCUUUCAUUGACUAUGAUUCCGUGCCCAGGUUCUUGCAGUUUGUUGAAGAUGAAGGCAAUAUUUUCCAUUCAGAUGUGGAGUUGGUUUGCGAAAGAACGGACGCGAGAGGUAACCUAGGGAAUGCGUUGAAGUGCUAUGCUAAACAGGGUCUUCAUGUGCAACAUGCCACGGACUAUCCUUGGCCUUACGUUGAUAUUUUCAUUUACAAGAUUAGCGUGAAAAACGAGACCAGGAUGAUAACUCCGUGUUCGAUUGCUGGAGUCACCAGUGGACAGGCAUUCAAUGCCGACGAUUAUUUUUCCACGAGCCCAUAUUUUUUCGGCGGUAUUUGUCUGUUUGGGCCACAUCCUCGUGUCAUGCAGGGGCGGCACGAGUCGCAACAAUGCAAAAUGAGCGCGUAUAACAAUCGUUUGGAGCGUGUUGUUGGAGAGAGUACGAUGUUACACUGUUGCAAAUUAAUGCAGAAGCUUCCUUUUGUCCAUCGAGCUUCUGAUGGGCACGUCAUUAUCUCGAAUGGCGUGGAGGACUUGAGGCUGUGGUCAUCUCCCCUGAAUGACUUUGUGCGCGAGGGGCCCUGA